This is a messenger RNA of Iphiclides podalirius (scarce swallowtail), 345 nucleotides long. Lineage: Eukaryota; Metazoa; Arthropoda; Insecta; Lepidoptera; Papilionidae. The record is from the annotation of a GenBank genome assembly.
AUGCACCCGACGGGCGCGGCCAGCCUGCCCGCCGCACCGGAGGCGGAGGUGCAAGCUAUGCACUCGAUGGACUGGCUCUUCAAGAAGGAAAGGAUAUACCUCCUAGCGCAGUUCUGGCAACAGGUAAUGCGGUCCCGUAAACGGAACACGGACGAAACGCGAGCCCCGGACCGGUGUUUAAAAAUCGAUUGCGCUUGCACAAUCGUCACUGACAAAUGGACGGGCCCCACAAAAAGCGCCAUCGCACCGCCAAAGCUGUCGAUGCUCCUCCGGCUAAUCGCGGCCGCUUUUUGCCCGACUGAUCGAUGGGCAUCGCCUAAUUCGAUCGCCGCCCCACCCACAGAC